AACAAAAAGAUUAAUUAAAAAAUAUAAGAAUAACAUAAAAAAGCUAAAAAAUAACAAAGUAAAUAUAAAUAAAAAAUGAGAAUCUGUAAAUGCAUGACAGGUCUAUACAAGCAGUUAAUAAUAAUAACUUAUAAUUUAUAGAAUAACCAAUAAUAAGUUCCAGCUACUUUAGUAAAGCAGCAAUACAACUGCUUUGUUAUUAAUAACAUUCUCAAAAUGACUGUAAAUUAGACAUUUAAAAGUGUUUAACCUUAUGAAUACUCUGAAUCAGUGUAUAUGUUUCCUCUUUCUGAAGACAUUUGCUUAGAAUCUUUCUCAGCCCAAUACUAAGAUAAAACUAUAAAGGGAGUUGUAAAAUCAAAAUUCAAUGCAUAAAAAGAGUAUCAAUAAAACAAGAGUGAAGGAAAUUUGGUUUCUUAUGCUGAAUUAACUACUUUAGACUAAGAUGAAUAUUUAAAGAUAAGCUUAGGAAAUUUACCACCUAAUGAAGAAGUUAAAAUAACUUUAACUUUUUCUUAAUAGCUCUAAACCUAUUUAAAUAAAUUUUAUCUUGUAAACAUUCCUAUUUCUUAAGUUGAUCAUGUUGAAAAUGAAGUAGAAGUAAAACUUGGAAAUAAUCUUCUCACGCUUAAUAUUUAAUGUACAGGUAAAAUAACUUCAAUGGAAGCUAUGGAUAAAAAGAAUCCAAUUGAAAAGAAAAUCAUAGAUGAAUUUAACACCUAAUUUUAGCUUUAAAAAUUAGAAAAAUAAUAAGAUCAUUACCAUUUCAAAGUAUUAUUUCAAUUUGAAGGAAUGUUUGAGCCUUAGGUAAUAUAUGGACACAGUAGUAUUUAUGAAGAAGAUAAAGUAAAAGAAUUUCUCAUCCCAUAAAGAGAAUCUAUUAUGGUUUCCUUCUUACCAGAUAUGAAUUAAAAACAAACUGAAGAACUAGAUGAUGCAAUUAAAGCUUCUUUAUAAAAUGGAGAAGAUUUCGUUACUGAACAAUUUGAAGAUAAAGUUAAUGAAGAAUUAAUUGAUCACUUAAAAUCCUCAAGAAGUGAAUACAUAUUUUUAAUUGAUAGAAGUGGAUCUAUGAGAGGUAAACCUCUCACUAAGGCUUUGGAGGCUUUGCAACUUUUCCUGUAAAGUUUACCCCCAGAUAGUUACUUUAACAUUGUUAGUUUUGGUUCCAAUUUCAAAAAAUUAUAUGAAAGAUCAUAGAAAUAUAAUAGCUAAACACUUAAAUUUGCUUGUAAUAAAAUUAAGGACUAUAGUGCUGAUAUGAACGGUACAGAUAUUUUAUCUCCAUUAAAUAAUAUCUUUUACUACGGCUAAAAUAUAAGAGGUUAUAAUAGACAAAUAUUUGUGCUUACAGACGGUGCAGUUUAAAAUCGCUAAUCUGUAGUUAGAGAAAUCAAAAGGAAUAAUAAGAAAAACAGAGUCCAUUUUAUAGGAUUUGGUUCUUCAGCUGAUAAAAUUCUUAUUCAAGAGAGCGCAAUUGCUGGAAAGGGAAUACACGAAAUGGUUUAAUUUGAAUAAGAUCUUUCAUCAAUUGUCAUUAAAAUCUUAUGUAAAACCAUCUCAGCAACUCUUGAUAAAUUUAAAGUUACCUUUGAUUAGCAAAUAUUUGAAUCAGUUUACCCUAAUCCUCAAAAUAUUCCUUUUAUAUUAAAAGAAGAAGUUUUUAAUUUGCAUUUCUUCCUUCAACCUCUUGUAAAGAUUAACGAAAUCCCCGAAGAAAAGAAAGUAAUUACUAUUUAAUAUUAUGAUUCUUCUAAGAGUUAAGAGGUAGUAAAAUAAAUCAAAUUGUAAAGUAGUGAUUCAUUUACUUGCAACUAAGAACUUAAAGAAUCAGUAUUUAAAUUAGGAAAGCUUUAAUAAAUAACAUUCUAAUCUGUGAAUAAUGAAAUAAGCCCUCAAUCAGCAGAACAGUAAGCUAUAGACUACUAAUUAAUUACUAAAGAUACAGCCUUGAUAUGUCUUAUCUAAAAAAUAGAUGAUUAAUAAAGAGCACAAUUUGAAUCUCUUCCUAAAGCAUAUUACAAUCCAGUGUAUGCUAUGUAAUAAUAUAUUUUGAAUCCUCCAUUUAAAUAUAGUUCUAAUAUGGUUUUUUCUUCUCCUCCUAAUUUUGCACCUAGGUCUGUUCGUGGAAUUCAACAGAACGAUAAUAUAUAUAUGGAAUGUAAGGGUAUCCCAUAAACAAGUAGCCUAUCUUAAACUCAAGCUGUUAAUAGACCUUAGAGUAGCCUUUCUUAUAUGAAAAAAGCUGCUUCUUCAGUCUAACCCAUAUUUAAUGAAUGUAAAGAAAAAGCUCCUUUAGUAUAACAGAAGAGUAAAGCUUAUUUUGAUGCAUCAAUGAGUAUUUAAAAAAUUGAUGAAAAUAAAAUUACAUUGAAUGCUAAAAAUGAAAAACCAUCAAUAGUUGUUGAAAGAAAAAAAGAAUCUUAAAAAUUAGAAAAUGUAAAAAUAGAUGAUCUUAAAUAGCAAGAUUCAAAAUACAUGAAGCUAGAGUAGCUCCUAAGUUUAGCUAGCUCAGAGGGAAUACUAAAUUACGACGAAAAAAUAGUUAAAUAGUUUAUUUCUUCUAAAUUAUAAGCAUUUACAAGUCUUGAUAAUGAGUUAAAAAAUAAAACAAUUCUUAUGACGAUUCUUUUUAUUUGUCUAUUGGAAAAGCUUUAUACUUAACAAAAGUAGAAGUGGAUUCUGAUUAGCAGAAAAUCAAUAUCAAGUGUGAAGGAAUAAAUCUCAUAAGAACAAUUUAAUAACUUAAAAUAAGUUAUUCUAAAUAUAAUAUAAGAGUGAAUGAUAUA
Tetrahymena thermophila SB210 is the source of this 2789-nucleotide messenger RNA. Its product is annotated as type A von willebrand factor domain protein. The record is from RefSeq and is a predicted model, not a curated record. NCBI's taxonomy places the organism in Eukaryota, Ciliophora, Oligohymenophorea, Hymenostomatida, Tetrahymenidae. The transcript has a single exon.